AUGUCCGUGCCAGUAACGGAGAGCAUCGGGAAGGCGCGGUGGACGCAGGGCGAGGAUGAUGAGACGAGCCUCGAAGCUCGCAUUCCCUGUGUCCUCCCCGACGGCGUGCGACCGCGCGAACUGACGGUAGAGAUCAAGGAUGGCUCCAUCCUCUGCAUCAGUCACAAAGAGACGCGGAUUCUGCAGUGGCGCCUGUACGCCGCCGUGAGCGAUGAGGUGGAGUGGCGCAUCGAGGACGACAACGUCCUCGUGGCGGAGUUGGAAAAGAAGUCCGGGGCGCCGUGGAGCUGUCUCCUCGAUCUGGUGAUGCGCGCUGACGACGAGCUGUUGACGCCGAUAGCCGAGAUCGACCGUAUGUUCCGCACUCAGCUGCCCGUUCUUCCCUCCAUCGAGGAUAGUGAAAGUGAGGAUGCAGCGAAGCAGGUGUCUGGCCAAGGGGAGGCAGACAAGAACGGCAAGGCUGGGGACGCGGGGGCGGACGGAGAGGACGACCUUGAUAAGCUGCUGGACGAGGUGGCGAAGGAGGUCACGGGCAAGGAGGCGGACGACAGCGACGGCGAGGACGAUAGCACCGCCGCUUUUAUAAAGGCUGAGCUCGAGAACUACCGCGUCGAGGAGGAGGAGAUCAAGAAGAAGCUGGCCGAGGUUGAGGCCACGCUGAACAGCUCAACGGACACUGAAGCCACCAACACGGCGAGCGAGCAGAAGAACAUCCUGAACAAGAUGGCUCAGCUCCACAGCCAGUGCCGUGCGAUUCGGUCGCAACCGAGCACACUGGAGAACUUUCUGAAGUGUACACAGCUCGACCUUCAGAAGGCACGCGUCAACAUUGGUGAGACAGGUGAGAACGAGGAGGAGGAGUACCAGUCGGACAAGGAGCGCGAGCUGAACGCGACGGAGCUCAUGACAUGCGGUCUAAAGUUCUUCGAGGAUCAGGACAUCAAGGGCUGCCUGCACUUCCUGCGCCUCGCUGCCAUUCAUCACAAGCACGAGCAGAGCACGCUGCUGUUGUACAAUAUUUAUAGCCAGCUGCAGUCUCCUCGCGGCGCCUUCCUGCUGAUGAAGCGCGCACUCGACGAUAGCGCGCCGAGCGCUGCCGUGAACCAGAAGGUCGGUGAGCUGUACGACCAGGGAGCGCGUCACUUCCUGCCUCUCUUUCCGGCGGCCAUAUAUUUCUACCAGCGCGCAGCCCAGCUUGGUCACGUUAAUGGCAUGCUGAGCCUGGCGCAGCUGUGGCUUCGCGGCGCUACCGCGUCAUCGAUGCUCUCCGAGGAGGAGGUUGAGGCACAGCAGAGCAUCCCAAAGUACCACGCGUGGCUGCAGAAGGCAAUGGAUCGCGGCUGUGGCUCCGCGUACUUUGUGCGCGGCUGCAUGCACAUCAAGGGUGAGCACGGGGUGGCUAAGUCGUACGCAGCAGCGAAGGAGUACCUCGACGCUGCGGCAAGCGCACAACCGGAGAUUCUCCGCCGUGCCCCGCAGAUUCCCAUGAUGCUGGAGGCGCUGCGCGAGGAGGAAGAGAGAUCCGCGAAGCCGAUGCAGGAGGCGACAAGCACACCGGCGUCGGCCACGAAGACCGCCGCAGCUCCUGCUGGCCUCGCUGCUCCAGUAGCCGCCGCCAAGCCUUCCGACGAGGGCGUCAAGGUAACUUCGUCAGUGGCUCGGUUGAAUGCUCUUAGCAGCAAAGCUGCCGGCGCCUCUGGCAGCAACGGCUUCAUGGCUCCCCGGUCAGUGGGCGAAAGCGCCGCCAUGCGCGCAAGAAAGGUGCUCGGCAGCGGCUCUCGCAGCAAGGCCUUCUGGGAGCGUGCCUGCGUUGCGAGUGUCACCAUGUACAGCGUGUACACGUUGGCCUUCCCCAUCCGCAUUAUCCUUCUCCCCUUUUUCUACUCGGCCAUUAGCGGUAUCAUUGAGUCCAUUCCGUGGCUGGCGAACAGGAACGCAGAUCUCAGCAUGUUUUAG
Molecule: messenger RNA, 1956 nt
Organism: Leishmania mexicana MHOM/GT/2001/U1103
Lineage: Eukaryota; Euglenozoa; Kinetoplastea; Trypanosomatida; Trypanosomatidae
Exons: 1
Coding region: 1-1956 (651 amino acids)
Molecular function (GO): protein binding
Source: RefSeq, a predicted model, not a curated record